AUGUCGUUGUAUGUGGUUUGCGCAUUGCUGCUUUUGACGCCUAUUCGAGCAUUUUAUUUGCCGGGUUUGGCUCCAGUAAACUAUUGUAUAGCUAGUGAUGACACUAGUAAAUCUUGCAAGACGGAAAUCCCGCUGUAUGUAAAUAGAUUGAACACAGAAGAAUCAGUAAUUCCAUUUGAGUAUCACCACUUUGAUUUCUGCACUACUGAUGAAAGUCAAUCGCCUGUGGAGAAUCUCGGUCAGGUCGUCUUCGGCGAACGAAUACGGCCGAGUCCUUACAAGCUCGAAUUCCUUAAAAAUGUGGAGUGUAAGCCUGUCUGCACGAAGACAUAUAGAGGCUCAGACUCAGAUUCCAACAAACGGUUGAAUCUGCUGAAGAUGGGCAUGGCUCUCUCUUACCAGCACCAUUGGAUCCUAGACAACAUGCCUGUGACUUGGUGUUACUUGGUUAAUGAGGGAGGGAAGACCUACUGCAGUACUGGGUUCCCGAUGGGCUGCCAAGUGCGCAAAGACAUGGACACAUGUACACCGAUUGUGAACGGCCAUUCAAGUCGUAUUGGCGCUUACUACCUUUUCAACCAUGUAGACUUAGAGAUCACGUAUCACAGUGGUAGUGAAGAGGAAUGGGGCGUUGCAUUCGGUGAAAAUGGCGGUCGAAUUAUAUCUGCUAAGGUGAAACCAGCCAGCAUUCGACACACAAACCCAUUAAAACCAGAUUGUUCUGCCCGUGGUGCUGAACUACUCAUACCAACUGAAAUAGAUUCCGACAAAGUCUUCAACAUCACAUACACUUACAGUGUUACCUUUAAAAAGAAUAACACUAUCAAAUGGUCUUCACGAUGGGACUAUAUCCUCGAGUCUAUGCCACAAACGAACAUACAAUGGUUCUCCAUUCUAAACUCUUUGGUGAUAGUCUUGUUCCUCAGUGGUAUGGUUGCCAUGAUUUUAUUGAGGACUUUGUACAAAGAUAUUGCGAGGUACAACCAAAUGGAAUGUGGUGAAGAUGCACAGGAAGAAUUUGGUUGGAAGUUGGUGCACGGUGACGUAUUCCGUCCUCCGCGGCGCGGUAUGCUGCUGGCCGUCUUCCUCGGAUCUGGAUCUCAGGUGUUCGGCAUGACCUUGGUGACUCUAGCGUUUGCUUGCCUGGGUUUCUUGUCCCCGGCUAACCGCGGUGCUCUGAUGACGUGUGCGUUGGUCGCCUGGGUAUUGCUCGGAGCUGCCGCUGGUUACGUCAGCGCUAGGAUCUACAAGAGCUUCGGCGGCAGGAGGUGGAAGAGCAAUAUUUUAUUAACCUCGAUGGUGUGCCCUGGUGUGGUGUUCUCUCUGUUCUUCAUAAUGAACUUGGUGCUGUGGGGCAAGGGUUCAUCCGCGGCCGUCCCCUUCUCGACCUUGGUGGCUCUGCUCGCUCUCUGGUUCGGUGUCUCUGUACCGCUCACCUUCAUCGGAGCUUACUUCGGUUUUAGGAAGAGGAUCUUAGACCACCCAGUGCGCACGAACCAGAUCCCGCGACAAAUCCCGGAGCAGUCAUUAUACACACAACCCGUUCCCGGCAUCGUGAUGGGAGGUGUACUGCCAUUUGGAUGUAUCUUCAUUCAGCUGUUCUUUAUUCUCAACUCGCUUUGGUCCAGUCAGAUGUACUACAUGUUCGGUUUCCUGUUCCUGGUGUUCGUGAUCCUGGUGAUCACGUGCUCGGAGACGACGAUCCUGUUGUGUUACUUCCACCUGUGCGCGGAGGACUACCACUGGUGGUGGCGCGCCUUCCUGAGCUCGGGCUCCACGGCCGGCUACUUGUUCAUCUACUGCUGCCACUACUUCGUCACCAAACUCAACAUAGAGGACGCCGCCUCCACCUUCCUCUACUUCGGAUACACCUUCAUCAUGGUCUUCUUAUUUUUCCUCCUCACCGGCACUAUCGGAUUCAUGGCCUGCUUCUGGUUCGUCAGAAAAAUCUACAGUGUCGUCAAAGUCGAUUAA
This is a messenger RNA of Spodoptera littoralis (African cotton leafworm), 1974 nucleotides long. NCBI's taxonomy places the organism in Eukaryota, Metazoa, Arthropoda, Insecta, Lepidoptera, Noctuidae. The record is from the annotation of a GenBank genome assembly.